Molecule: messenger RNA, 628 nt
Organism: Plectropomus leopardus (leopard coralgrouper)
Lineage: Eukaryota; Metazoa; Chordata; Actinopteri; Perciformes; Serranidae
Source: RefSeq, a predicted model, not a curated record
AAAAGAGAAUCUGCUGAAUUAACAUAUCUCCUUUUUUUCUGUUUGAAUGUUAGAUUUUCUUGAUCAACCUGAAACGUCGGCUGGACAGAAGAACCAGGAUGUUGAAAACAAUGUCCUCGCUUGGUCUACAUGCCACAUUGAUAGACGCAGUGGACGGCAAGGCUCUAAACACGUCCCAGCUGCAGGCGCUGGGAAUAGAGAUGAUGCCUGGCUACAAGGACCCUUACUCUGGUCGAGUCCUGACCAGAGGGGAGAUCGGCUGCUUCCUCAGCCAUCACUCUAUAUGGACACAGGUGCUGGAGCAGGGCCUUCAGAAGGUUCUUCUUUUGGAGGACGACGUGAGGUUUGAGCCCAGGUUUAAACGACGGAUCACGGCCAUAAUGGAUGACAUAGACAAAACCCAGCUGGACUGGGACCUCAUCUACGUGGGCCGUAAGCGCAUGCAGGUGCAGCAGCCAGAGCAGUCUGUAGACGGCGUGAACAACCUGGUCAAGGCCGACUAUUCCUACUGGACACUCGGCUAUGCGCUGUCACAGCAAGGAGCCAGAAAGUUACUGGCUGCAGAACCCUUCUCGAGGAUGCUGCCUGUCGACGAGUUCCUGCCCGUCAUGUUCAACAAACACCCAAA